AUGCACCAAGGAUUUGGGUUAAAAAAAGGUCAUAAUGAAAAAACUUCUAAUGAAUUUUACUUAAAUGUGGUUAAACUUAAACCACUGCAGAUUCAAAAGGCUCUACAAAAAGAGUUUUCUGAUCAUGAAAUUCAUCUUUUUGAAAUUUAUAAAGUAAUGGCAAAAUUUUAUAGUGAAAAGCGAAGAGAUAUUUCGAAUAAUGCUGCAUCUUUAUAUGAGGAUUUA
Molecule: messenger RNA, 225 nt
Organism: Racocetra fulgida
Lineage: Eukaryota; Fungi; Glomeromycota; Glomeromycetes; Diversisporales; Gigasporaceae
Source: the annotation of a GenBank genome assembly